UCCUUCAUUAAGACUGAAUGUGUCAAUGAAUAGUCAAAGAAUAUAUCAUUGAAAAAAAAAAUUAAGACUUUUAAGAUUAUGAAAAGUUUCCUUCAGUUGCCACUUAAGUUUUGUUACGAUUGUUUUGUUCCCGCCCUUUUUUUUUUACAAAUACUAAUGAGUUAAAGAGCAAAUGUGAAUGAGGUUACGAUCUACCUUUAAUAAAUCCAUAGAUAUAGUCCUUAUAAUCCAUUGAAAUAUAUCAAAAAGUUUCCAUUCAAAAUUAAAAAAUGAGUUUAUUCUAUGAUCAAAUAUAUUAGUGAAAUUAUCUCACGGAGACGGUUCUAUAAAGGGUGGCUGCGAUCUCCUGUCUCGAUUUGAAUAAUACGUUUUUCUUUAACAAAAUACGCAAUUCAAAAUUUUUCUUUUUAACGAAAUACAGAAUGGUUUUUGAUUGACCCCGCUAGCUUAUAUAAUAAGAAAGUUAUAGGCAUGGUAAUGUGCUUCACGAAAAAGAAAAAUCAACGGUAAAUUGAAUCUUGGUAUUUUUGCUUGCACUCUUGUAUUUUAGAUCCCUUAGAGCGAAUUCUUUUUUUAAUAGACGCAUCUUGAAAUUCUCUACAAAAUCAUACCUAAACUUUUAUUUCAGAACUCCUAUCAAGAAAACUAAGUAAAUUAUAAACGAGCCGCAAAAAGAUGAAAACUUUGUAAAUUCGGAAUUUUUUGCGACUUGAACUUUUUCUUCUUCUAUUAUUUUCAUGAAAAGCUUAGAAAAAGUGAUAACUCAGUUUGUGUUUAAUACAUUUGAAUGCAUUCUUUCUCGUUUUCUCUAAAAAAAGAUUUUUUAGAGCACAUGAUGUGCCCGAGAAUGAAGUUUCAAAAGUUGAAAACCUCCAUUUCCAACAAUGUGCCCAAGUAAGAAACAGAAAACGUGAUCGAAGUUUGAUUUUGCAGUUAGACAGAGAAAAGCAAUCAUUUCAGAUUAAAACAGAACGAACCCGAUCGAAGAGUCUUUUGUUUUGAUGUAGUUGCGAAACUUUCAAUGAAAGAUCCAACAUACGAAGAAAGUUCAUAGUUAAUUUUUCUUUUUCGUAAAGCACAUUGCCAAGCCCAUAAUUUUCUUAUUAUAUGAGCUAUCGAAGUCAAUUAAAAACCAUUUUGUAAAGCGUCUUUUACUGCAUCUUUACGUUAAAAGAAAAAUUUUGAAUCGCGUAUUUUGUUAAAGAAAAACGUAUUAUUCAAAUCGAGACAGGACUUCGCGGCCACCCUUCAUGUGCUGAUCUAUAUGCACGAACUUUAUUCUGUAUAUAUAUAUCCAUAAUGAAAAAUAAACAAAACAUACAGAUGUAUAAGUAGAAUGAAAAGAAAAGAAAGUACUAAUAGAUAGAUCAAAGAAAAUGAAAAAGGACAGAGGAUGAUAUUAAAGACUGAUGAUGUCAACGUGCGACAUCAACGUACCAUAUGUUUUCCAUAAUCAACAGUUCUCGAUUAGGCAUAAUCAUUAAUCAUUGAUUUUUUAGCAUCAACAUUCAUCGAUAGCGGAGAAGAAAGUGAAGCGUAAGAAAAAGCAGCAUCAUCGAGUAAAAGAAAGCAAUGGUGACAUUCAGUACGACCAAACAAGAAUUAUAAUUCAUGAUGAAAUAGUGAAUGAUUCUCAACAAAAUGGAGAAGAAAAUGUUGAUGAACGACGAGGGACAAUAACAACAGAAGAUACCAAUGAGGCGACCGAUAACGUUACCUCAAGAAAUCGUGUGUAUGUUGAAACUGUCACAGAAGAAAUAAAUCCAACAAUUAAGAACGAUGUCAGCGAGUUUGAAAAAUCUCUUAGUCCUAUUUUGGGUUAUGCCGAAGAGCCUUUGCUGCCACUCGUCAAAGCAUGUGCUCCAUUAAACGACAUCCUUCACGAUUUAUCGAAGUAUGUUCAGCUGGCAUUAGACGAAACUCCAGAAGAACCACCUGAUGAUUUGACAAUUGACGAAAGUGCUGCAGUUCGACUCUAUACGAUUGAAUGGGAUAAACCACAUCGAAGUCUCUAUUCAAUGCUCAAUUAUACUUUGCAGACAGGUACUCGAGAAGAUGUUCGACCUUACUUCAAAUAUCUCAAACUAUUCUUAACUGCUGUGAUUAAACUGCCAUGCCUUUCACCAUUGACUGUCUGGCGAGGAGUAACCAAAAAUUUGAGUGCAGAAUUUCCACCUGGCACCUUAAUGACAUGGUGGCCAUUGUCAUCAUGCACAACAUCACUAACCGUGCUUGAAAACAGUAUGUAUUUGGGUAAUGCAGGUAAUCGAACGCUCUUUUCCGUCGAAGUCAUCAAUGGUCGAACAAUACGUGCUCAUUCACAUUUCGUCACCGAAGAUGAAGUUCUUCUUUUGCCUGGUACUUACAUGGAAGUUCAAUCGCAAGUGAGUCCAGCACCCGAUCUUUAUAUUAUUCAUUUGAAACAAUUAAUACCGGAGGAAAUCCUACUAGAACCACCUUUUGAAGGUGCACAUAUUUUUCCAAAAAUUCAGUAA
This is a messenger RNA of Rotaria sp. Silwood2, 2495 nucleotides long. NCBI's taxonomy places the organism in Eukaryota, Metazoa, Rotifera, Eurotatoria, Philodinida, Philodinidae. The record is from the annotation of a GenBank genome assembly.